This is a messenger RNA of Sporothrix brasiliensis 5110, 1698 nucleotides long. RefSeq names its product biotin/lipoate A/B protein ligase. NCBI's taxonomy places the organism in Eukaryota, Fungi, Ascomycota, Sordariomycetes, Ophiostomatales, Ophiostomataceae. Gene Ontology annotation, biological process: protein modification process. The record is from RefSeq and is a predicted model, not a curated record. The transcript is spliced from 3 exons. The coding region runs from base 1 to 1698 and encodes 565 amino acids.
AUGUCCAUCACCGGCAUCAUCCACGUCAACCUCGUCGUCCCCCGCGACACCCUCGACGCCGCCCACGCCUUCUACGGCGACACCCUCGGCUUCACCUCCGUGCCCGUCCCGGCCCUCCAGCGCGGCCGCCUGGCGUGGUUCAACAUUGUCGACCAGCCGGGCUCGCAGCAGAUCCACAUUGCCUUUGGCCGCGACGCUGACUUUGAGGGCGACGCCACGGCGUCCUCGCGGCACCCGUGCUUCCAGCUGCCGUCCCAGGAGGCCCUGCAGCAGCUGCAGCAGCGCGUGUGGGCGCACCACCAGGCGGGCACAGCCGGCGCCCCAAAGGCCUGCGACCAGCCGGGCGGCGAGUCAUCUGGCGCCAAAGGCGUCGAGUAUCCCACGCGGUUCUUUGCGCGCGACUACGCCGGCAACCGGUUGGAAUUUAUAUCCAUUGAUUCCACCCGCUCCAACAACGACCAUCUCUGGCCACAACACCCACGACAACCGCGACCGCCUCGGGUCUUUGGCCACCGACAGUUCCUCUGGACGAUCGAUCCGACGAUCCUAGUCUCCCCGUCUGUUGCUGCCAUGCGUCUACGCCUCAUCCAGCUGCCGCCGCUGCCGUCGUACCGUUUGGCGGCGGCUGUCCAGGAACUCGUCCGGCGGCAGUUUUUGCAUGCAAAGGAGAGUGCAGGAAAGAGGGCGACGCCAUCGUCGUCGUCUUCGGCAGAGUCCUCCUCCUCCUCCUCCUCCUCCUCCUCCUCCUCCUCCUCCUCCUCCUCCUCCUCCUCCUCGACCCUCCUCUCCCUCCUUGUCCAACCGCCGCCGCCGACCGUCAUCGCCUUUACGCCCCUGCCCACCUACACACUCGGCCGCCGCCAGUCCGAAGCCCAGCUGGAACCGGCCGAGCGCGACCGCCUCACGGCUCCCUUGCGCGUGGACGUGGACGUGGACGCGGACGCGGACGCAGAUGCAGACGCGGACGACGGCCGCACAUACACCCCCGCCCUCGUCUCGACGCUCCGCGGCGGCCUGACGACCUACCACGGCCCCGGGCAGGCGGUGCUGUGGCCCGUGCUCGACCUCAAGUCGACGCUGUUGGCCGCGCCGCUGACGGUCCGCGCGUACAGUCGGCUGCUGGAGACGACGACGGCGACGGUCUUGAAGCGGCGGUUUGGACUGGAGGCGUACACGACGGGGGACCCGGGGCUGUGGGUGGCGUCGAGACGCGCGGCACGAGACGGCGCGGACGGCGCGGACGAGGCGGACGACACGCACACAGAGGAACGAAAGGUGGCCGCGCUGGGCGUGCACCUUCGCAGGCACAUCAGCGCGCUGGGCGUGGCCGUCAACUUGGACACGCCCGUGACGUGGGCGCCGUCGCCGUCGCCGUCGUCGUCGCCCCCUCCAUCGUCGUCUCUGUCCUCGGCGGACGCCUCGUCCUCGACGAACCCCUGGACCCGCUUCGACCCCUGUGGCCUCUCCGGCAAAGGCGUCGCCUCCGUCGCCGACGAAGCACGUCUCCGCUUCGGCAGCGUCCCGGCCGCCUGGGACUUGCGGCCGGCGCCCUUUGCGGCGAAAUGGGCGGCGGCGCUGGCGAUGCAGCUGGGUCUACGGGACCCCGAGGUCGACGUGGCGGACGCUGCUACGGUGCAGCGCAUGCUGAGAGAUGCACAAGAACUGCUUGCGAGGGGCGUCACCGACGACGAGACAUAG